This is a messenger RNA of Drosophila hydei, 1626 nucleotides long. RefSeq names its product facilitated trehalose transporter Tret1. Gene Ontology annotation, biological process: transmembrane transport; carbohydrate transport. The record is from RefSeq and is a predicted model, not a curated record. Gene Ontology annotation, molecular function: sugar transmembrane transporter activity. Gene Ontology annotation, cellular component: membrane. The coding region runs from base 202 to 1611 and encodes 469 amino acids. Lineage: Eukaryota; Metazoa; Arthropoda; Insecta; Diptera; Drosophilidae. The transcript has 5 exons.
GAGUAGCUGGCGCGAUCUUAAUUCAUGCUGCAGUUGGACGCAAUUCACAAAAUUGAAUAGCAUGGAAUAUACAACCCGCAGCAUUCAUAAAGCAUUAGAAAACAUUUUAGAUAAUUGUCGAGCGCGGUAAUAAAGACAGCUAUAAAGAAAUUUUACUUGCAAAAUUGUUCCAAAAAACAAUUAAACAAGAAACUCAGCAGAAUGUUUGUCGAAAUAUUCGGGUCGGGCAUAUUUGAGAAGGAUUUUCGUCGUCAACUGUUGGCUACACUGAGUGCUAUAGUAAUUACAUUUUGCCACGGCAUCGGCUUGGGCUGGCUGUCUCCUAUGCUGCCCAAGCUGCAAUCAGCUUCAGAGACCCCGCUGGACUUUGUCAUCGAUGUGAAUGAGGCGUCUUGGGUAGGGUCUAUGAUCAGCUUUGGUGGAUUUUCGGGUAAUUUCCUAUUUUCGUUCGUCAUGAAUCGCUUCGGACGCAAAGCGGCGCUCUAUGGCCUUGCCGUGCCCCACACGUGUAUUUGGUUACUAUUAUAUUUCGCUGACUCCGUUGAGUGGUUGUACGUUGCCAGAAUGUGUGCCGGCUUAACAGGGGGCGGCAUGUUUAUAGUGCUGCCCCUCUUCAUUGGCGAAAUCGCGGACAAGAGUAUACGCGGCAGGCUGUGCUCCUUCUUUACCCUGGCCAUCAAUAUUGGAAUAAUGGUGGGCUUCAUCAUAGCCUCCCAUGUGCCCUACCACGUGAUUCCAUUCGUAGUCAUAUCCCUACCUCUAUGCUAUCUCCUGCUGACAACACGAUUUCCUGAAACCCCACAGCAGCUGCUGCACUGGGGCCGAGAGGAGGAUGCGAAACGUUCACUAAAGUAUUAUUGUAACUGCGAUGGUCCGGCGCCUAGCAAGGAGUCGGAGCGUGCUUAUCAGAAACAGUUUGAUGAAAUGCGUGACGGCUUACUGCAACAGGUCAAAGAGGAUGGCAACGAGGGCCUAACCAUGGCGGACUUCUGCAACAAGCGCGCCAUUAAAGCUAUUAUGACGGGACUUGUGCUGAUGAUAGGCAACGCAUUCACUGGCACUUUUGCCUUCAUCAAUUACAUGUCAAACAUCUUCGAGAGGGUUCACACCCAGCUGGAGCCUAAUACAAACACGAUUAUCAUUGGAGCAGUGCAGAUUGUGGGCACGCUGGCUUCCAUCUACUUGGUGGAUCGACAUGGCCGUAAAAUACUUCUUAUUAUUUCUUGUGCCGGCACUGCAUUAGGCACCGGCGCCUUUGGUCUGUAUGCGUUUUUUGGUGACGAAACUGAGGCGGAUCUAAGCGCCUAUUCGGCCUGGCUGCCCGUCACAUUAAUGGCCUUUAAUAUCUUUGUGGCUAAUGUGGGAAUUAUCUCGGUUACAAUGGUAGUUCUAGUUGAAAUCCUUCCUCAGAAAAUACGGGCAGCGGCCACCAGUGCUUGCUUGGGCUGUCUCAGUGGCUUUGCGUUCACCUCUUUGAAAGCUUUUCCACUAAUGAUGGAGUAUUGGGGAUUGGAUGUCACAAUGUGGGGCUGUGCAGCGGUCAGCGCAUUGUGUUUGAUUUAUAUUGUUAUAUUUGUGGAAGAGACUAAGGGUAAAUCCAUUUACGAUUAAGCAUUUCUGAUUAUA